CUUCCUAUUUUGACGCCUAAAAUUGAUUUAAUUGUUACGUAAUAAGCAUAAUCCAUACGGAAAUGCACUUGAUAAUUUUUCGUUUCCUAAUUUCCUAAAAUAGCACUAGUUAAUAUAAAUACUUACAUGUGAAAAUGCAUUUUUCAAAUCCAUAUAAUUUUAAUGCGCGAUAUGAGGGUGUCAAUAUUUUUGUGCAGUUUUACAAUCAUGAUAUGCCUGGUCCUUGGGAUUCCCCAGAUGGGCGGGCAAGGCUGGAAUCAGAGGGAAAGACGUACCCAGAUGAGCAAUGGGCUGGGCCUGAAUCUGGGUUUGGGCUUGGGGAGAAGUUCUUCAGAUUCUGAGAUGGUAAGGGAAGGAGGUAUGAACGGCAAUUCGGCUUCUUCUUAUAGCACCACAGGAUUUAGUAAAAGACGCUACGUCGUUGGCUGUAAUGGACGUAGGGGACCACCAGGACCGCCAGGACCACCACCACAAACUACAACCACAACUGCGGCUACAACUACUACAACCGCUUCUUCAUAAUGGCAAUACCUAAAACGGAAAUAACAUGGCCUUUCUAAAAUUCU
Anoplophora glabripennis (Asian longhorned beetle) is the source of this 566-nucleotide messenger RNA. RefSeq lists its product as uncharacterized. NCBI's taxonomy places the organism in Eukaryota, Metazoa, Arthropoda, Insecta, Coleoptera, Cerambycidae. The coding region runs from base 163 to 522 and encodes 119 amino acids. The record is from RefSeq and is a predicted model, not a curated record. The transcript has 3 exons.